AUGAGCCUCAAGCUAACACCUUUUCGGGCUCUCUACGGCUAUUCUCCACCACAAUUCGGACUACACGCUGCUGGGACAAUUCAAAAUCCUUUAGUCGACGAUUAUUUACAUCAUCGAACCAUUAUGACAUAUGUCCUGCGCCAGAGUCUUCUUACUGCUCAACAUCGAAUGAAACAACAAGCUGACAAAGGCAGAAUUGAGAGAUCCUUCAUAGUUCGCGAUUGGGUAUAUUUACGUCUCCAACCCUAUAGGCAUACAUCAGUUCAGCUGCGCAAAAAUCUUAAACUGGCAGCCAAAUUCUUUGGUCCUUACAAGGUAUUAGAACGAGUUGGUAAUGUUGCUUAUCGGCUUGAAUUACCUAUUUCUUCUCGGAUUCAUCCAGUUUUACACGUCUCACAAUUGAAGAAGAAAAUCAGACAAGGAUUUCUUCCACAAACAGUACUUCCCACCUUGGACAAGGAAGGAUUGUUCAAAGUCGGGCAUGUUAAGGUUUUAAGUACUCGAGUUCUUAUUAAGGGCCGCCAACAGAUUCCACAAGUGCAGGUCCAAUGGUCUCACACUGCUGAAGGGGAUGCUACUUGGGAAGACACAGCUUUCAUCAGAUCUUCUUUCCCUAAAUUCAUCCUUGAGGACAAGGAUGUGCUGUAG
Messenger RNA from Papaver somniferum (opium poppy), 648 nucleotides. RefSeq lists its product as uncharacterized. The record is from RefSeq and is a predicted model, not a curated record. Bases 1 to 648 code for a protein of 215 amino acids. The transcript has a single exon. Lineage: Eukaryota; Viridiplantae; Streptophyta; Magnoliopsida; Ranunculales; Papaveraceae.